This is a messenger RNA of Hypomesus transpacificus, 6882 nucleotides long. RefSeq names its product sodium channel, voltage gated, type VIII, alpha subunit a (gene scn8aa). The record is from RefSeq and is a predicted model, not a curated record. Gene Ontology annotation, cellular component: axon; voltage-gated sodium channel complex; plasma membrane. Gene Ontology annotation, biological process: neuronal action potential; membrane depolarization during action potential; sodium ion transmembrane transport. Bases 24 to 5933 code for a protein of 1969 amino acids. The transcript has 26 exons. Gene Ontology annotation, molecular function: voltage-gated sodium channel activity; protein binding. Lineage: Eukaryota; Metazoa; Chordata; Actinopteri; Osmeriformes; Osmeridae.
CCAAGUAGCUGCAGGAUGAAAACAUGGCCGCGCCCCUUAUCCCACCGCCAGGACCUGCCAGCUUUAAGAAGUUCACCUUGGAAUCUCUGGACCACCUCGAGCUGCGAAUCAACGAGGAGAAGAACAAGAAGCCGCCCAAGCAGGACAGCAGCUACCGCGACGACGAUGACGAGAACAAGCCCAAGCCCAACAGUGACCUGGAGGCCGGGCGGAGCCUGCCUUACAUCUACGGGGACAUCCCUAAGGGAAUGGUGGCGGUACCAAUGGAGGACUUGGACCCCUUCUACCUGACUACUCAGAAAACAUUUAUAGUGCUAAAUAGAGGGAAGACAAUCUUCCGCUUUAGUGCCAAUCCUGCCUUGUACUUCAUCAGCCCUUUUAAUAUAUUUAGGCGAAUAGCUAUAAAAAUUUUGAUACAUUCUCUUUUCAGCAUGAUCAUUAUGUGUACGAUUUUGACCAACUGUAUAUUCAUGACUUUUAGUGAUCCUCCCGAGUGGUCCAAACAAGUAGAGUACACCUUCACAGGAAUUUAUACGUUUGAAUCUCUUGUAAAAAUCGUGGCUCGAGGAUUCUGUAUAGACGGGUUUACAUUCCUAAGGGACCCAUGGAACUGGCUGGAUUUCAUGGUGAUUUCCAUGGCGUAUAUAACAGAGUUUGUAAACCUAGGCAAUGUCUCAGCUCUGCGCACGUUCAGAGUGUUGAGGGCAUUGAAAACUAUUUCUGUAAUUCCAGGCCUGAAGACCAUCGUGGGAGCCCUGAUCCAGUCAGUGAAGAAGCUCUCUGACGUGAUGAUCCUCACCGUAUUCUGCCUCAGUGUGUUCGCCCUCAUUGGCCUCCAGCUCUUCAUGGGCAACCUGCGCCACAAGUGUGUGAUCUGGCCAAUCAACGCCACCGAGAACUACCUGGCCAACGGCAGCAAGGGCUUCGACUGGACCGAGUACAUCAAUAACGACACAAAUUUCUACUUCCUGCCUGGUCAGCUGGAUGCUCUGCUGUGUGGUAACAGCUCUGACUCUGGCCGCUGCCCAGAGGGCUACACUUGCAUGAAAGCUGGGAGGAAUCCAAACUACGGCUACACCAGCUUCGACAGUUUCGGCUGGGCCUUCCUGGCUCUCUUCCGGCUCAUGACACAGGACUUCUGGGAGAACCUCUACAUGCUGACGUUGAGGGCGGCAGGGAAGACCUACAUGAUCUUCUUCGUGCUGGUGAUCUUCGUGGGCUCCUUCUACCUGGUGAACCUGAUCCUGGCUGUGGUGGCCAUGGCGUACGAGGAGCAGAACCAGGCCACCAUGGAGGAGGCUGAGCAGAAGGAGGCCGAGUUCAAGGCCAUGCUGGAGCAGCUGAAGAGACAGCAGGAGGAUGCCCAGGCCAACAACAUGGCCACGUCGGCGGGCACCGUGUCAGAGGACGGGGUGGUGGACGACGGCGAUGGCCACCUGUCCUGCAGCUCCUCUGAGAUGUCCAAGCUGAGCUCCAAGAGCGCCAAGGAGCGGCGCAACCGCAAGAAGAAGUGGCGCCAGAAGGAGCAGUCGCGCGGCGAGGAGAAAGGCGACAGCGAGAAGUUCGUCAAGUCCGAGUCGGACGACGGCAGCAAGAGAAGCCGCUUCCAUUUCCCCGACAACCGCUUAGGCCGCAAGUCUUCCAUUAUCAACCAGUCUCUCCUCAGCAUCCCCGGGUCGCCCUUCCUGUCGCGGCACAACAGCAAGAGCAGCAUCUUCAGCUUCAAGGGCCGCUCCAAGGACGUGGGCUCGGAGAACGAGUUCGCCGACGACGAGCACAGCACGGUGGAGGAGUGCGAGGAGAGGCGCGGCUCGCUGUUCAGCCCGUACCGCCGCAGCAGCUACACGGGCUACCACCAUGGCAAGAGGAACAGCACGGUGGACUGCAACGGCGUGGUGUCGCUCAUCGGGCCCGGGCCUGGCGGACGCCUUCUGCCUGAGGUGAAAAUAGAUAAGGCAGCUACUGACGACAGUCCCACUACUGAGGUUGAGGUGAAGAAGAAGAUGUCGGGCUCCCUGAUGGUGUCUGUGGACCAGCUCAAUACCUCCUUUGGGCGGAAAGAGCGGGCCAACAGUGUCAUGAGCGUCAUCACCAACACACUAGUGGAGGAACUGGAGGAAUCCCAGCGUAAGUGUCCGCCAUGUUGGUAUAAGUUUGCCAACACCUUCCUCAUCUGGGGGUGCUGUCCCACCUGGCUGAAGAUCAAGGAGAUUGUCAACCUGAUCGUCAUGGACCCCUUUGUGGACCUGGCCAUCACCAUCUGCAUCGUCCUCAACACCCUGUUCAUGGCUAUGGAGCACUACCCCAUGACCCCCCAAUUUGAGGGGGUGCUGUCGGUGGGCAACCUGGUGUUCACUGGAAUCUUUGCCGUGGAGAUGUUCGCCAAGCUGGUGGCCAUGGACCCCUACUACUACUUCCAGGAAGGCUGGAACUGCUUCGACGGCUUCAUCGUGACCUUGAGCUUGGUGGAGCUGGCGCUGGCCGACGUGGAGGGACUGUCCGUGCUGCGCUCUUUCCGUUUGCUGAGAGUGUUCAAGCUGGCUAAGUCGUGGCCCACCCUCAACAUGCUGAUCAAGAUCAUCGGGAACUCCGUGGGCGCCCUGGGGAACCUGACCCUGGUGCUGGCCAUCAUCGUGUUCAUCUUCGCCGUGGUGGGCAUGCAGCUGUUCGGCAAGAGCUACAAGGACUGCGUGUGUAAGAUCGCCAGGGACUGCGAGCUGCCGCGCUGGCACAUGAACGACUUCUUCCACUCGUUCCUGAUCGUGUUCCGGGUGCUGUGCGGGGAGUGGAUAGAGACCAUGUGGGACUGCAUGGAGGUGGCCGGCCAAGGCAUGUGUCUGAUCGUCUUCAUGAUGGUCAUGGUCAUCGGCAACCUGGUGGUGCUGAACCUGUUCCUCGCCUUGUUGCUGAGCUCGUUCAGCGCAGACAACCUGGCGGCAACCGACGACGACGGCGAGCUCAACAACCUCCAGAUCUCCGUCAUCCGCAUCAAGAAAGGCAUCGCCUGGGGCAAGAUCAAGGCGCGCGUGCUGAUGGCCCGCGUCCUGCGCAAGCCGCCCAUGGAGGACGAACAGAAGCCGCUGGACGACAUGUACGACAAGAAGCUCAACUGCAUCGCCAACCACACGGGCGUGGACAUCAACCGCGACCUGGACUACACCAAGAACGGCAACGGCACCACCAGCGGCAUCGGGAGUAGCGUGGGCAAGUACAUGAUCGACGAGGACCACAUGUCCUUCAUCCACAACCCCAACCUGACCGUGUGCGUGCCCAUCGCCGUGGGCGAGUCCGACUUUGAGAACCUCAACACGGAGGACUUCAGCAGCGAGUCGGAGAACGAGAACAGCAAGGAGCUGGACGACACCAGCUCGUCAGAGGGCAGCACCAUUGACAUCAAGCUUGACGUGGUGGAGGAGGUGGUGGUGGAGACGGUGGAGGAGUAUCUGGACCCCGACGCCUGCUGGACAGAUGGUUGCAUUGCCAAGUACAAGUGUUGUGACGUGCCCAUCACCCACGGCUGGGGGAAGCACUGGUGGUUCUUGAGGAAGACGUGUUACCUGAUCGUGGAGCACAACUGGUUUGAGACCCUCAUCAUCUUCAUGAUCCUGCUGAGCAGCGGAGCACUGGCCUUUGAGGACGUGUACAUUGAGCAGAGGAAGACCAUCCGGAUCAUCCUGGAGUAUGCAGACAGGGUCUUCACCUAUAUCUUCAUCCUGGAGAUGUUGCUCAAAUGGGUGGCCUAUGGCUUUGUUAAGUACUUCACCAACGCCUGGUGCUGGCUCGACUUCUUCAUUGUGGAUGUGUCUAUAGUCAGCCUUGUAGCUAAUGCGCUGGGCUACUCCGAUCUAGGGCCCAUUAAAUCACUCAGGACACUAAGGGCCUUGAGACCCCUCAGAGCCUUGUCACGUUUUGAAGGGAUGAGGGUGGUAGUCAACGCCUUGGUGGGUGCCAUCCCUUCAAUUAUGAAUGUGUUGCUGGUUUGCCUCAUCUUUUGGCUGAUUUUCAGUAUCAUGGGGGUCAACCUGUUUGCGGGCAAGUACUACUACUGUUUUAACGAAACCGCUGAGGCGUACUUUGAACCGGACGUGGUCAACAACAAAACGCAAUGCCUGGCCCUCAUGGCUGCAAACUAUUCCGAGGUCAGGUGGAAGAAUGUCAAGAUCAACUUUGACAAUGUCGGCGCCGGCUACCUUGCCCUGCUCCAAGUGGCCACUUUCAAAGGCUGGAUGGACAUUAUGUACGCAGCAGUCGACUCAAGAAGGGUGGAAGACCAGCCUAUUUAUGAAGACAACAUCUACAUGUACAUCUACUUUGUAAUCUUCAUCAUCUUCGGCUCCUUUUUCACCCUCAACCUCUUCAUCGGUGUGAUCAUUGACAACUUCAACCAGCAAAAGAAAAAGUUUGGGGGUCAGGAUAUCUUCAUGACAGAAGAACAGAAGAAAUACUACAAUGCCAUGAAGAAACUGGGUUCCAAAAAACCCCAAAAACCUAUUCCGCGACCACAGAACAAGAUCCAGGGGAUGGUGUUUGACUUUGUGACCCAGCAGGUGUUUGACAUCUCCAUCAUGAUCCUCAUCUGCCUGAACAUGGUCACCAUGAUGGUGGAGACGGACGACCAGUCGGACGAGACGGAAAACAUCCUCUACUGGGUCAACUUCAUCUUCAUCGUGGCCUUCACCACCGAGUUUGUGCUCAAGCUCUUUGCUCUGCGCCACUACUACUUCACCAAUGGCUGGAACAUCUUUGAUGUGGUGGUCGUCAUCCUCUCUGUAGUUGGUAUGUUCCUGGCAGAUAUCAUUGAGAAGUACUUUGUCUCACCGACCCUGUUCAGGGUCAUCCGACUGGCACGUAUUGGCCGUAUCCUACGUUUGAUCAAAGGAGCCAAGGGUAUCCGAACUUUGCUCUUUGCCCUGAUGAUGUCACUGCCAGCUCUGUUCAACAUCGGGCUCCUGCUGUUCUUGGUCAUGUUCAUCUUUUCCAUCUUCGGCAUGUCCAACUUCGGCUACGUAAAACACGGGGCGGGGAUUGAUGACUUGUAUAACUUUGAGACUUUUGGGAACAGCAUGAUCUGCCUGUUCAUGAUUACCACGUCUGCGGGCUGGGAUGGCCUCCUCCUGCCCAUCCUCAACUACCCGCCCGACUGCGACCCCAACUUCGAGAACCCCGGCACCACGGUGAAGGGCGACUGCGGCAACCCCUCGGUGGGCAUCUUCUUCUUCGUCAUGUACAUCAUCAUCUCCUUCCUCAUCGUGGUCAACAUGUACAUCGCCAUCAUCCUGGAGAACUUCAGCGUGGCCACUGAGGAGAGCGCCGACCCGCUCAGCGAGGACGACUUUGAGACCUUCUACGAGAUCUGGGAGAAGUUUGACCCCACCGCCUCGCAGUUCAUCACCUUCGCCAAACUCGGAGACUUUGCCGACACGUUAGAGCACCCGUUGCGCGUGCCCAAGCCCAACACCAUAGAGCUGAUCGCUAUGGACCUGCCCAUGGUGAGUGGUGACCGUAUCCACUGCCUGGACAUCCUGUUUGCCUUCACCAAGCGUGUGUUGGGCGACAGCGGCGAGCUGGACAUGCUGAGGCAGCAGAUGGAGGAGCGCUUUGUGGCGGCAAACCCGUCCAAGGUGUCCUACGAGCCAAUCACAACCACCCUCCGCCGCCGGCAAGAGGAUGUCUCAGCCAAGAGGAUCCAGAACGCCUACCGUGCCCAUCUCAUCAGGCGCGGUUUUGUGUGCAAGCGGCGGCGGACUUUCACCAACAACAAGCUGGAGAACGGAGGGACCAACCAGGAGAAGAAAGAGAGCACACCUUCCACUGCCUCGCUCCCCUCCUAUGACAGUGUGACCAAACCCGACAAGGAAAAACAGGAAGAAAUCGAAGGGGGAAGGCAAGAGAAGGACAGAAACCAAAAAGAUGAACGGGAAUCCAAAUGUUAGGGUUCAGUGGCUGUCCAGGUCCAGCAAGACACAGCGAGGAGAGACUCUGAGGCCGACCCCCUUCAAAUGUACAAAAAGAUCAUUUGCAAGAAAAAAAACGACAAAACAUAAAAAAAAAUGUUUACAGACUUGAUGUUCAAGGCAACAUGGUUUCUUACUUUGGUGAAGACAACUGAACCAAACAAUCAGUUUACCACAGGACUUUGCUGCACUCGUGACCAAUUUCUCCAAACGAGGAGGCGCCACAAGAAAAAAAGACUCAAAAGUGUGCACAGCCAAUGGCACACAUAUUUCCUGUGGACUGUCAGUUGAAUGGACAGAUUUUUCUGCUAGAUGUUGUAGUUUGGAGAAGCCUUUCUCUGCCACCACCUUGUGUGGACCCCCUGCAGCAAAUGUUCAUCUCUGUGGAACCCUGCCAGAAUCUUCUAGAACUGUCUUAGCAGUCUGAGGGGAUUCCCAUUCCUUUGAGUUUAGCAUACUUAUCAAGGAAAACCAAGAAUCAUUAACAUUAAAUUCAAGGAAAUAUCAGAGGAAAGAAAAAUCCGGAAAAGUGACAAGACAAUAGGCAGUUUCCAUGUGCUAAGUAUAUUUGCAUCUUAACAUUAUUUGAGCAGCAAAAAAAAAAGAAAAUACUAACAUUUUGCCCAUGUCACUUAGUCCUCUCAUCUUCUCUUUGUUAUACUGACAUUGAAAAAUACAUUUUCUACAUGGGCUUUCACACUGAUUGGGUAGGGGGCAUUAAGUCCAUGUUGUGGCUGGAGGGGACUUGCUCCGACCGAGUUCCAGAUAAAUAAUCAUUAUUGUGCUCGUUCAAUGCAUAGAAAUGACCUGCAUGAAGGCAUGUUUUGAUCAUGAAUCAUGCAUGAGUGAUCAUAGUCCACAAGACACUAAUUCUCAGACCACAACAGUGGCUUGACCAUAAGCUUGAGACUGUCCGCUUGGAAGGAGA